CUGAGGCUGGUUCAGAGCAGGGCUGGGGUUGCCCUGACAUUUCUGGGAUCGCGGCCAGCCAAGAAGAAAAAAAGACGAGUGUUUUACAAUUUGCUUUUGUCAAAGUGUGGAGAAGGGGGAAAGGGAAGCGUCCUUUCUUUUUUUUUCAGCAUCACAUUCCUGUGUUUUUCUUCAGCCUGGAAAACAUAUUAGUGCUGGUGCUUUCCUCUCUGGAAACAAAGGAGCUAAACGGGACUGAGGAAGCAAGGAGUGGGAAGGAGGUUUGGGAAGUUUAAAAGAGAGACUUGGAGCAGCCAGAAGUUCCCUUUCCUUAAAUGAAAUCCUUGCCUGUGUGGGUAACCGGUACAGCAAAAUUCCAGACCUGCAGGUAAAUGGAGAAGCAGAGAUCACAAAGGAAAUUUCCGCUAACCUCAUCCCGCCAGUCAAGAAGGUGAAGAAGAAAGUUAAAAGACACACAACAGGCUCUGUGACCUGUUGGGCUGCGUAAAGAUAAAUCACUGAACAACAGUAAAGCUGAAUGGCAUUAGUCUCCUUUUAAAGGAAAAAAGACGUGAAAAUUCGUCUCUGGCAGGGGAACUUCCCUGAGAGUAUUGCACAAUGAACUGGAGGCCAGCUCUCAGCUUAGCCCUGCUGUGGGCAGCAUGGUUAGUGUGUGGCUCUGAGAAGCUGGAGAGACUAGUGGAAAGAGGGAGCCAUGGAGUUAGGAAAGUGCCUCUGGCUUACAGGGCUUCAAGCAGCCUCCUGAGAAGGUCUGGAGCAUCCCUAAGGAAUUCAAGCCCAAAUCCUCAACACCCUGUCACCAAGAGGGAUUCUUCAGCAUCUCCAAAGCCACCUGCCAACCUCCUGCAAGGGGAAGCACGUUCCCAGGCCAGGGGCACAGGGACCAGAAUGAGAUUGGUACAGAGACUCACAGCUGCAGCCAAAUACCCCAAGUCUGAGAUGAUUAAGGAUGAAGGGAUAUCCUCUGCCACCCAGUCACGAGUGGUACGUUUCCCUUCAGGGUCAAGUUCUCCCAAUGUCCUGGCCAGCUUUGCUGGGAAAAAUCGGGUGUGGGUCAUUUCUGCCCCCCAUGCCUCUGAGGGCUACUAUCGGCUCAUGAUGAGCCUGCUGAAAAAUGAUGUUUACUGUGAAUUGGCUGAGAGGCACAUCCAGCAGAUUGUGUUGUUCCAUGAAGAAGGGGAAGAAGGGGGAAAAGUUAGAAGGAUAACCAAUGAAGGAAAAAUCCUGGAACAGCCACUAGAUCCUGCCCUCAUCCCUAAGCUCAUGAGCUUUCUGAAACUGGAAAAAGGGAAAUUUGGCAUGGUACUGUUGAAGAAAACCCUGCAAGUGGAGGAAAGGUAUCCUUACCCAGUCAGGCUGGAGGCCAUGUAUGAAGUCAUUGAUCAGAACCCCAUCAGAAAAAUUGAGAAGAUGAGGCAGAAGGGCUUCAUCCAGACAUGCAAAGCAGCUGGGGUGGAGGGGCAAGUGGUUGAGGAGGGCAAUAAUGGGGGCACCAUGCAGUCUAUCCCCAGCAGUGAACACGUCCAGGUGUCAGCAAGGAAGGAGGAUCCAAGGAAGAGCAAUAAUCAGCCAACAAGGACCAAAACAGUGAGGAAACCAGUGACAACCACAGUGGCCACUCCUCUAGCUACAGUAAGGACCACUACCCUCCCUCCCACCACCACAACUAUUCGUGCUACCACCCAUGCAGUGACAACAGCCAGCCGGUCUACAACAACAACUACACUGCUCCCCAGCACACAGAGGACCUGGACCAUGAAGUCACAUUCCACCACAGAGUACCACAGGCUGCCAGUAGCCCCUGAUGCCACCACACCACGAGUCACAGCCUCUGAGGACUUCUACUCUCCUGUGUGGAAAACAAACCGGAGGGACCGACUGCGCGGCCACCAAGAGAAACAAGUGGCAGCCACACGGAAACCAAACAAGGCUGCCAGCUAUGACAGUUUCACAGAAGUUCCAACAGCUCCCUCAGUGCACUAUACAAAGGCAAAUGUGGGUAGGUUUAAAGAUAACAGAACUGACAGAAAGGAUUUUAACCACAGGGACCUGAAUGUCACACCUGGGCAACACAAACCAACUAAGAGUAAACCACCAAAAAAGAAGACUCAAGCAAAGAUACUCAGUAAUGAGUAUGAAGAUAAAUAUGACCCAAGCAAACCUGCUAGUUCCCAUUUAGAGGAACAGUUUGCAGCAGGAAAUAUUCCCCCAAAGAAAGGAAAAGAAUCAAAGAAGCAUGACCGAAUAGAUAAACCUGAGAAGAAAAAGAAGAAGGACAGAUCUGACAAGCAGCAGAAGAGUGAGAAGCAGUCCAAGAAGAUCAAAGCUGAAAAAAAGAGCAAGCAGGACAAAGACCGCAGUAAGAAGAAGAAGGGAAGCAGGACUGAGAAUGAGGAUUUUCCUAAGUCCAACAAGAAGACUUUCCUACAGCCUCCCAGGAAAUCAGCAACUAACCUCCUGGAAUAUUUUGAAGGCAAGAGGAGGCUCAUUCUGAUCACAACCCCCAAGGCGGACAACACCAUGUACGUACAGCAGCGAGAUGAGUAUCUGGAGAGCUUCUGCAAGAUGGCAACAAGGAAGAUCUCAGUCAUCACAAUUUUCGGCACCAUGAACAACAGCAGCAUGAAAAUUGACCACUUCCAGCUAGAUAAUGAAAAGCCCAUGAAAGUGAUAGAAGAUGAAGAUCUUGUGGACCAGCAGCUCAUAAGUGAGUUGAGGAAAGAGUAUGGGAUGACCUACAAUGAUUUCUUCAUGGUGCUGACAGACACUGACAUGAAGGUCAAGCAAUACUAUGAAGUACCCAUAGCAAUGAAGUCUGUGUUUGAUUUGAUUGACACCUUCCAAUCACGAAUUAAAGACAUGGAAAGACAGAAAAAAGAGGGCAUUGUCUGCAAAGAAGAUAAGAAGCAAUCUCUUGAGAGCUUCUUAUCCAGGUUUCGAUGGAGAAGGCGGCUGGUGGUGAUCUCUGCUCCCAGUGAUGAAGAUUGGGCUUAUUCCCAGCAGCUUGCUGCUCUCAGUGGACAAGCCUGCAAUUUUGGUCUGCGCCACAUAACUAUCCUCAAAUUGCUAGGAGUUGGAGAAGAUAUUGGAGGUGUCUUAGAGUUGUAUCCAAUUAAUGGAAGCUCAACUGUAGACCGAGAAGACAUCCCGGCUAAUUUGGUGAAAGACAUUCGGAAUUAUUUCCAAAUUAGCCCAGAAUAUUUCUCCAUGCUUCUAGUGGGGAAAGAUGGCAACGUCAAAUCCUGGUAUCCUUCUCCAAUGUGGUCUAUGGCAAUUGUGUAUGACCUGAUUGAUUCCAUGCAGCUCCGGCGCCAGGAAAUGACAAUCCAGCAGUCGCUGGGCAUGCAGUGCCCUGAUGAUGAGUAUGGUGGGUAUGGCUACCACAGCUACCACCAGGGCUACCAAGAAGGCUACCAAGACGACUACCGUCACCACGGAAGUUACCACCAUGGAUAUCCGUACUGAACAGAGCGACUGAGCCUCUGGCUGCCCCUGUGUCUGUCUUCCAAUAGCUAUCCAAGCAAUAGGUGGCCAAUUGCAGAAAAUCCUCCCAGGCCACCUAGAUAGCCAUGCCUCAUUCUUCUUCUGUUCAAUCAAGGGACUUUGGUAAUUUGCCUUCUCAAAAAAUGCAGAAGCCUUUACAGUGAAGCAAUUCAAACCAGUAGUAUUGAAGCUUUAAACAAUAAAGACUCCUUUAUAUUUUUAAACCUUUAUAAACAAAGGCCAUCAGCAGGUGCUGUUUGUAUUAAAACCAAACAAAAAAAACCCAUAGCCCCAGCCCAUGGGCACCACAGCAGGGCAGGAAACAAAGUGUCCAACAAUGUGCUUUUUACUACUUUUUCUAAGGGAAAAAAAAAAAGGACAUUUAUUGGAAAGUGAGAUUUCAUUAUGCUUAUGAAGAGAAACAAAGAACCACACUUUGGGUCUCUCCCAGAAAACAAAAAUUUAAGAAAGAACCAUGGGGCAUACUCUUUAAUAAUAACAGUAAUACAAUAUUUUUGAAACACCAUGUUUAAAAAGACAGUGCAUUACCAUUGUAAUUAGCUCACUUUAUAAAUGAAAAUAAGAUUUAUGGCUAUGGCAGAACUUGUUCCAAUACAAUACAAUGUAAAGUUCUUAAGUACAAAGCUUACUGCAUGGCUAUUUAUUCUUUCAGUUGGGGACCCUGUUCUCUUAGAUCCCACCCACCUCACUGUUAAAUCCAAGUUAAUGAUAGCUAAGUGGAAACACCAACCAGGGUUAGCACUGUCUGAAAUACAGAAAUCUGAAAAGCAUUAUUUUCAUCUGAAAAAGAAAUCUCAUUCAAGUAUAUUUUCAAUGAGUUGUAACUAGCUCUCUAUAAUAAUGCUUUUAAUUAAACUGUUACUCUAAAUUUCAAA
This is a messenger RNA of Pseudopodoces humilis (Tibetan ground-tit), 4379 nucleotides long. It is a transcript of the gene CCDC80, whose product is annotated as coiled-coil domain containing 80. Lineage: Eukaryota; Metazoa; Chordata; Aves; Passeriformes; Paridae. The record is from RefSeq and is a predicted model, not a curated record. Gene Ontology annotation, cellular component: basement membrane. Gene Ontology annotation, biological process: extracellular matrix organization; positive regulation of cell-substrate adhesion.